UGGGAGAUAGAAAAUGGCGCCGUAUGUGCUCUACUCUCAUCUAAUCCUAAUAUUUAGCCCGACGGCCACGCUACCAGCACGUUAGGAAAAAUCCCUUCUGCUUCUUCUUCUUCUUCUUCUUCUUCUUUCUAUCUGUCCAUGUGAGACAGUCUUCUUCUUCCUCUCCGUCUAUGCCAGACAGUUCAAACAGCGUUGGAAAGGCAAACUACCUUCAUAUAUCCCCUAUCCUUCAAUUUGCUUAACAUUAUCGCAGUGUACCUGUUUGUUUAAUUGCCUCCAUGGCUUUCUCAGCUUCCCUGAAAUGCUGCCUUUGGGCUCUCCCUUCUGGUCUAAAGCACUCACAAUCUCUCUCCUUAACCUCUAAGCCCUCCAAUCUCACAUGUUUUGCAUCUACACAAAAUCACGAACAGCUCACUGCACCACUAACCUCCAGCUCAAGUCCUUUCUCCGCCGUUUCUUCAUUCCCAGUUCAAGUUCUUCCGCCGAACUUCACCGCAAAGCAACUUCUCCAGGCCCUACGUCGCGAAAAUGAUGAAGAAUCGGCGCUUCGCAUAUUCCGGUGGGCGUCGAAGCAGCCCAAUUUCGAACCCACUUCAUCCAUAUACGAAGAGAUUCUCCGCAAGCUCGGUAAGGUGGGUGACUUCGAUUCAAUGAGGCGUCUUCUGCAAGAAAUGAAGCUGUCCGGUUGCAAGAUUAGUAGAGGUAUUUUCUUGAUUUUUAUCGAGAGCUUUGCAAAAUUGGAGUCAUUUGAUGAAAUUCUUGGUGUUAUUAGUAUGAUGGAAGGAGAUUUCGGGUUGAAACUGGACACACUUACUUAUAAUUUCUUGUUGAAUGUUCUUGUUGAUGGAAACAAACUGAAAUUAGUUGAAGUUGCGCAUUAUAAUAUGUUUAGUAGGGGAAUUAAGCCUGAUGUUGCGACAUUCAAUAUCUUGAUAAAGGCUCUUUGUAAAGCACAUCAAAUUAGGCCUGCGAUUUUGAUGAUGGAGGAUAUGCCUCGGUACAGGUUGUCUCCAGAUGAGAAAACUUUCACAACCCUAAUGCAGGGUUUUAUUGAGGAAGGGAAUAUGGAUGGUGCAUUAAGAAUGAGAAAGCAAAUGGUGGCAGCUGGGUGCCCCUCCACCAAUAUAACAGUCAAUUUGUUGAUUCAUGGAUUUUGCAAAGAGGGUAGAAUAGAGGAAGCUCUAAAUUUUGUUCAAGAGAUGCUUAUUGAGGGAUUCUGUCCUGAUCAAUUCACUUUCAAUACUUUGGUGAAUGGUCUGUGCAGGGCAGGGCAUGUUAAGCAUGCCCAAGAGAUAGUGGAUGUAAUGCUUGAGGAGGGAUUUGAUCCAGACACAUUCACGUACAACAGUCUGAUUUCUGGAUUGUGUAAAUUGGGCGAAGUUAGAGAGGCCGUGGAAGUUCUUAAUUUGAUGUUUGCAAGAGAGUGUUCACCAAACAACGUCACUUACAACACUUUGAUAAGCACCUUAUGUAAGGAAAACCAAGUUGAUGAAGCCACCGAACUUGCUCGUGCUCUUAGGAGCAAGGGAAUUUUGCCUGACGUCUGUACAUUCACUUCUCUGAUACAGGGCCUCUGCUCAGCUGGUAAGCAUGGAACUGCUAUGGAACUGUUUGAGGAAAUGAAAAAUGAAGGUUGUCAGCCUGAUGAGUUCACUUACAAUACACUGAUUGGUAGCCUUUGUUCUAGAGGGAGGCUAGAUGAAGCUUUUAGCUUACUGAAAGAAAUGGAGUUGAGAGGUUGCGCGCGGAAUGCAGUUACUUAUAGUACUUUGAUUGAUGGGCUUUGCAAAAACAAGAGGAUUGAAGAAGCAGAGGAGCUUUUUGAUCAGAUGGAGCUUCAAGGGGUUUCUAGAAAUUCUGUGACUUAUAAUAGCCUUAUUGAUGGUCUUUGUAAGAGCAAGAGGGUUGAGGAGGCUGCUCAGCUUAUGGACCAAAUGAUAAUGGAAGGAUUGAAACCAGACAAAUUCACCUAUAAUUCCCUGCUUCAAUAUUUCUGCCGGGCAGGUGACAUAAAGAAGGCAGCAGAUAUUGUCCAGACCAUGACUUCAAGUGGCUGUGAACCCGAUGCAGUCACCUAUGGGACCCUAAUUUGGGGGUUAUGUAAGGCUGGUAGAGUUGACGUCGCAACUAGGCUUCUCAGAACUGUCCAGACAAAAGGAAUGGUUCUGGCGCCACGGGGUUAUAACCCUGUCGUUCAAGCACUGUUUAAACGAAAGAGGACAACAGAAGCAAUGAGACUUUUUAGAGAAAUGAUGGAGAAAGAAGAUCCUCCAGAUGGUGUCACAUAUAAGAUUGUUUUUCGAGGCCUGUGUUCCAGUGGAGGGCCAAUUGGAGAUGCCGUUGAUUUUUUAGUAGAGAUGACUGAGAAAGGAUUCCUGCCAGAGUUCUUUACAUUCCAGAUGCUGGCUGAAGGGCUUUGUGCUUUGUCCAUGGAGGACACCCUUAUCAAGCUUGUCAAUAUGAUUAUGAAGAAGGCAAACUUUUCGGCCAAAGAAAUUUCCAUGAUAUUGGGUCUUCUAAACAUCCGCAAACAUCGAGAUGCAUUAGCCAUGUUUGGCCGCGUCUUGGAUACACGAAAGCCCCAGAAAGCAUACUGAUGAAGAAGAAAUUUAGCUGGGCGGAGAAACCUCAAGUGAAUGAUGGUGUCUUCAUUUCCUUGUUUGUUUAUAAGAGGUUGGAAUUUCAAUGUCUGACCUGGGUUGUUGCACCAUGUACCCUUGCUCCCUUCCCCCUGGCUUCACUAAAUAUGUUGAGUGUAUUAAAUUAUUCUCUGAACCCAUAAAAAAAAUAUUCUGAGAUGGUCUCUAACCUGUGUUUGAAAA
Malania oleifera is the source of this 2822-nucleotide messenger RNA. Its product is annotated as pentatricopeptide repeat-containing protein At3g53700, chloroplastic. The coding region runs from base 279 to 2597 and encodes 772 amino acids. Gene Ontology annotation, molecular function: protein binding. The record is from RefSeq and is a predicted model, not a curated record. Lineage: Eukaryota; Viridiplantae; Streptophyta; Magnoliopsida; Santalales; Ximeniaceae. The transcript has a single exon.